Messenger RNA from Coregonus clupeaformis (lake whitefish), 825 nucleotides. Its product is annotated as endonuclease V-like. Gene Ontology annotation, biological process: DNA repair. Bases 1 to 825 code for a protein of 274 amino acids. Gene Ontology annotation, molecular function: single-stranded RNA binding; RNA endonuclease activity producing 5'-phosphomonoesters, hydrolytic mechanism. Lineage: Eukaryota; Metazoa; Chordata; Actinopteri; Salmoniformes; Salmonidae. The record is from RefSeq and is a predicted model, not a curated record. Gene Ontology annotation, cellular component: cytoplasm; nucleolus. The transcript is spliced from 9 exons.
AUGACACCAGCAGAGGGUCACAGCAACUGGGCAGGUGAGCGCCGCAUCCUUCGUGGAUUUGUGUCUGACAGUAGAGAUGUAGAUGCCAAGCUGAUGGUGUAUGGGGACCAGUGCUUUGUUUUUUCUCACCCUCUCUCCUCUCUCUCUCCUAGUGAACAGGCCAGCCUGAGGCAGCAGGUGGUGGAGGAGGACACAGAGGAUUGGCAGAGAAGUCCAGACUUCACCGGUCUGGAGAGGGUCGGUGGAGUGGACCUGUCGUUCAUCAAAGGAGAUGACGUCAACGCCUGUGCCCAGCUAGUGGUACUCAGCUACCCAGACCUAGAGCUGCUGUAUGAGGACAGUCAGAUGGUAACCCUAACCGCCCCCUACAUCUCAGGGUUCCUGGCCUUCAGGGAGACCCCCUAUCUGCUGGAGGCCCUGCAGCGCCUGGAGACGACCCAGCCCAGCCUGCUACCUCAGGUGGUCUUGGUGGAUGGGAAUGGUCUGUUCCACUACAGAGAGUUUGGCCUGGCGUGUCACCUGGGAGUUCUGUCAGGGCUUCCUUGUAUAGGUGUGGCCAAGAACCUUCUGCAGGUACAGGGUGUGGAGAAGAGCGAGGAACACCAGUCACAAAUUGCCUCAUUGCAGAAGGGAGGAGACAGCUUCCCUCUGACUACCGACUCAGGAAAAGUGCUGGGGAGGGCCCUGCGUAGUUCUGACAGCAGUACCAAACCAGUGUAUGUUUCAGUGGGCCACAAGAUCAGCCUGGACACGGCCCUGCGCCUCACACACUCCUGCUGCCGCUACCGUGUCCCAGACAGCCCUGAGAGCCCUGAGCUGAGAUAA